Molecule: messenger RNA, 1130 nt
Organism: Scheffersomyces amazonensis
Lineage: Eukaryota; Fungi; Ascomycota; Pichiomycetes; Serinales; Debaryomycetaceae
Product: Elongator subunit
Exons: 1
Coding region: 100-1008 (302 amino acids)
Biological process (GO): tRNA wobble uridine modification
Cellular component (GO): nucleus; cytosol; elongator holoenzyme complex
Molecular function (GO): tRNA binding
Source: RefSeq, a predicted model, not a curated record
GAGAUAUCGCUUUUCGAUGGCCUACCAAAAAAAUUGUUCGAGUAGUACUUGACCUUAUACAACUGUUUAGUACUGUACAUACACCACUCCAAAUCAGAUAUGGCAAGUCAGAGCUCAGUGGUACUAUUGAACAGACUCAUCUCCUCGAAGGAAUCGUCUCCAUUUUUGUUGGUGGUGGAUUCACUUACGCAAUCGUCAUAUCAUCUCAUCGCUGAGAUAGCCUACAAGAGUAAAGGUACUAUCAUAUACUUAUCUUAUGAAACUGUGAACAAACCAGAUUAUGCAGAUGAGUUCAUUGAUUGUACUAGUUUAAGUAAUGGAGAGAUUGUUAAAGUAGUUAAGUCUAAAAUUACUAGUAAAGUUGGUGGUGGAAGUGGUGUAGGAGGAGGGUCUCGAACUUUAAUUAUAAUCGAUUCAUUAAACUAUAUAAACAAUAAUGAAAUAACUACUUUUAUAGGAGGAAUAUCCGAUCCAUCCAUUACGGUGGUAGGUACUUUCCAUGUAGAUAGUUUACAAGCACAAGCUAACAAUUCAUAUUAUCCAAAUUCAUUAUCAUUAUUAUCAUUCAUAGCAAGUUCUAUCUUUGAAGUUGAACCAUUUCAUCAACAGUAUAUUGAAGAAGAAAGUUUACUGAAUAGUAUAAGGAAAUUAAAUAUUCCUAUAAAUAAUGGUUUAAAUUCUCCAAUAUUUAAACUUACAUUAACUAAUAGAAGAAAAUCAGGUAGAUCAUUGAUAUAUAUUUAUAAAAUAGAUACUACAAGUCAUGAAUAUGAAGUAUAUAAGGAAAGUCAACAAGAUGAAAUUGAUCCUGAGGAUGAAAGCUUGUUAAAGGAUUUAACGACAUUUAAUUUGACUACCAAUUCUAAACAAAAGCUUGCUAGAGAACAAGUAGAACUUCCAUUUAUGGAAGCUCAAGAGGCAUUAGGAUCAUCGGGUGGAGCCAUUGUAUAUGAAUUCGAAAAGGAUGAUGAUUACGAUGAAGAGGAUCCUUACGAAGAUCCCUUCUGAUAUGUAAAUAAUAAUAAUUAUUAUUAUAAAUUAUUAAAAUAAAUAUUAUUGUAUGCAUUAAUCAUUAAUUCAUCUAGGAAUAUAUAAUAGUAAUCUAAUAAAUAGUAAUCUAAUAAAUAGUG